GCUUGCCAACAAUAUCGUGUCAGACGAGCUAAUAAAGUACGAAAAAUAAAGACAACAAUAGUUAAUAUUCUUGGCAAGAUAGCUAUAGAUGAUAUUCCUAGGCAGAAAGCUUCUAAGAAAGAAAAGAUGCUGACCCUCGUGAUAUAUAUAUGUCAUAUUAUAACUGAAGUAUUUAGAGAUCGCUAUUCAAAGCUCAAUCAAGAAUUUGCUAUUGCAGUAAUUGAUAUGAUAUUUAAUCCUACAAUCACAACUACCUCUCUUACUGGAGAUAGUAAUGCUGAAAAUAAUACUAAACAACACUUAGAAGUGUGCAAAGAUCAUUCUGAUAAUAUUUCUGAUAUUUCACAUUCAUGUACUCCCUCUUCUACGCAUUAUGACAAUGAAUGA
This is a messenger RNA of Racocetra persica, 387 nucleotides long. The record is from the annotation of a GenBank genome assembly. Lineage: Eukaryota; Fungi; Glomeromycota; Glomeromycetes; Diversisporales; Gigasporaceae.